AUGACGAAAACUUUGCUGGACUUGUGCAUUGCUCAGAAGAACCAAUUCAAUUGGAGCAACAGAUGCAUCACUAAGUUGGGAUGGAAGAACGUGUACCGCAGCUUCAACCAACAGACUGGGAUGAAUUUGGGUAGCAAGCAGCUGCAGAACAAGCUCAACGCCCUGCGGAGAACAUUCGUGAGCUGGAGGGACUUGCAAAUCCAAUCUGGUGGUGUUGCUGCUGAUCCCACCUUUUGGGAAGACGAAGAAGUGGAAACCAGUGGUGGUGCUGCCCAGCCAAGUUCCCAGUCGAGUUUUGUUAAGCCUCCACCGUUCAUCGAUGAAUUGUAUGAGUUGUAUGGCUGUGACCCCCAAGACAGGGGCACCUUGCUAACGGCCGGAGGUAUUCGUGAGGCGACACCUAGCGUGGGGACUGAGGGCAAUGCAGCAGACUUGUACCAGGACCCCAUGCGUGCUAGUAGUGCUCAUAACUUGUCCAAACGGUCGUCCCAGGAAAUCUCUGUUGACAGUCCUCCGAAAAAGAAAAGUGACAGCUUGGAGGACUACUUCAGAGAUAUUUCCGAAACUGUGGCAAACAGGAGUCAGAAAUGUGCUGACCGUGAACAGGAGGAAAUGGACCAUGCAAUGCAGCUUAUAGAAGAAGAUGGUCUACAGGAGGGGUCUCCGCUUUACUGCCAGACACUUUAUUUAUGUACUAGGAACCCGGGUUAUCGGAGGUCCUUCACGAAGAUGAAAAUGAAAGAGGGCUGA
Setaria italica (foxtail millet) is the source of this 750-nucleotide messenger RNA. RefSeq lists its product as uncharacterized. The record is from RefSeq and is a predicted model, not a curated record. NCBI's taxonomy places the organism in Eukaryota, Viridiplantae, Streptophyta, Magnoliopsida, Poales, Poaceae. Bases 1 to 750 code for a protein of 249 amino acids. The transcript is spliced from 2 exons.